UCGCGAAGAACCCUACGAAUUUAGUUUUGCUAGGGUAGAGAGAUGAGGCCGCGAUGACGAUGGCGAGCGAUGUUACGCUCGUGCUACAAUCAGGUAAGUAGCAGCUCCAGGAAUUUCCAGUCGCGAUUCGCGAGCACAAGGGCCAAGAUUUCCAAGAAGAUCGACGUGGUUGAGACGAUCGGCCGCGUUCUCAGUGGGGGAUGGACGCCCGACACGGCGAAGAGGCUCGAGGGUCUAAAUGCUGGCCUUGUAGAGCCCCAGCAUGCCGUGGAGGUCGUGAAAUCCAUCAAAGAUCGCCGAGUAGCGCUCAAGUUCUUGAGCUGGGUGGAAGGCCAGCGCGGUUACUCUCAUUCCAGCGUCUCCCUCGAUGCCCAGAAGAGAGUCGUGAACCAGCUCGUUCAGCAGAUCCAGCAGCGCGGCCCGGGCUUCUUGGACGUGGACGAGGAAACUUUCAAGCUCGUUCUUCACAGCUUGGUGAGAGAUGGUCGAUCCAAGCUUUUGAUACCGGCUUGCGAGGCCAUGAUCGCGGCAAAGAAUGGUUUCAUGGCUGAGAAGGACGUCCACAACGUUCUUCUCGAGAUUCUCGUCGCGACGAACUCCACGGACAAGGCCUUGGACGCGUUCAAGACGAUGGUAGCAUCCAACUUUGCUCCUCGAUCCUCGACGACGCUGGAGAGUUUGAUCCAGCUCCUCGCAGCGAAGCCGGAGGAGCGUCUCGCAGAGAUCGAGAGCGUGCUAGACUGCCUGGGAUCCCAAAAGGUGGCCGUGGAGUCCAAGACUUGGUCUGCCGUCGUUGCAGCGUUUGGGAAAGCCGGAAAGGGAGUUCGCGUCUACGAGAUCUUGAAAAGAAUGAGCAAGGCCAAGUGUGCUAUAGGUGGUGACGCUUAUGACUUCGUCGUGCAAAGCUUGGCUAAAGCGGGGAUGCUGGCACAGGCACUGGAAGUCUUCGAGACGAUGAAGAGCGAGUCUUGCGUACCGUCACUCGUGACUUACAACGUCCUCAUCAACAGCCGCUGCAACGCUGGUGAGUUUGGAAAGGCUCUCGAUCUGUUCCAGAGUAUGAAACGCGAGAAGAGAGUGGAGCCGGAUAGAUGGACUUACAACACUCUCAUAUCCGGGCUUUGCAGCUCGGGGAACACCGAAGGAGCCAGGAAGCUUUUGUCCGAGAUGAGAGACAAGAACAUCGCGGCCAACGUCUUUACUUACAGCUCCAUCAUCAAGAGCCUGGUGAAGGAGGCAAAGCCCGAGGAGAGCUACAAAGUUUUGGAAGAGAUGAUGGCAGCCGGGUGUAACCCCGACGUGUUUGCCUUCAACGGCGUCAUGCAAGGCUUUGCGAGGUCCAACAACAUGGAGAAGGCGAGAGAAGUAUACCAACAUAUGGUGGAAAGCGGAUACAAGCCGGACAACGUCUCGUACCACAUUCUCAUCCACGGCCUCGCAAAGAUCGGCAAGCUUGACGAGUCCUUGAAGAUCCUGUCCGAGAUGGUGAUGAGAGGACAGACGCCGUCCAUGCAGGCGUACUCGAGCCUCGUUCGAGCGCUAGCCAAGGCACGGAGAGUCGACCACGCAAGCAGCCUGUUCGACGAGAUGAUUCGAGGCGGCCACCACCCGGACAGACUUAUGUUCUACGAGCUUAUACUCGGCCUCUGCCAAGCGGGGAAGGUGAAAGAUGCCUCGGAACGCUUCAAGCAGAUGCCCAAGCACGGCUGCCAACCAAACGUCCCCCCGGACGUGGUGACUUACAACACGCUGCUCGACGCGGUAUGCAAAGCCAGAAGGGUGGAAGAAGGCUGCAAGCUCUUCGAGGCGAUGCGAGCUGCUGGCUACGUCCCAAACGUGAUCACUUUCAGCACGCUCAUCCACGGGCUGUGCCGGACGGGGGAACUGGAGAAGGCCUUGGAAGUCUUCGGCAGCAUGCUCGAGGCCGGAUGCAAGCCAAACAAGUACACUUACACGACUCUCAUCGCGGGGCUUUGCCGGGCCGAGAAGGUGAUCCAAGCCAGGGAGCUCUUCGAGAAGAUGACUCAAGCGUGCAUUCCCCCGGACGCGGUGGCCUACAACUCGCUCAUCGCCGGCUACUGCAAGAGGGGCAGCAUGGACGAGGCCGAAAAGCUCUACAGGGAGAUGUCCGGCGGCGCAGGCUUGCAGCCAACGAUUGUGACUUUCAACACGCUCAUCGACGGGUUUUGCAAGCUGGGGAAGCUGGGCCGAGCGAACGAGCUCGUCGCGGAGAUGGGAACCAAAGGUCUCGCGGCCGAUACUUGCACGUAUCGCAUCCUCAUCGCGGGACUGUCUCGAGCGACGAAGCUGGACGAAGCUCUGGAGGUUUACAAGCAGAUGAGGGAGAAGAAGUUCUUGCUGGAUCCCGUGAGCUGCGUGAGCUUCGUUGGAGGGCUUUGCAAGACGGGAAACAUCGACCAGGCUUAUGCGGUGUUUGAGGCGACGAGGAAGAGCGGCGCGGUGCCAAACCCGGAGACGUUUAGGAUCCUUUCCGAGAGCUUGAUCAAGCUCGGCAGGGUUGAGGAUGCGCAAAAGCUGAUGGAGCCGGCCAAGGCCAGAGACAUCACAGCACAAUAACAAUAAAAAAAGACACUUCAGUUGAGAAGUAGAAAUAUAAGUAAUUGAGCAGGAUCUAAUCUUUAUUCUCAAUUUCACAACUUGUUAAGAGUGCA
This is a messenger RNA of Selaginella moellendorffii, 2672 nucleotides long. RefSeq names its product pentatricopeptide repeat-containing protein At1g09900. The record is from RefSeq and is a predicted model, not a curated record. NCBI's taxonomy places the organism in Eukaryota, Viridiplantae, Streptophyta, Lycopodiopsida, Selaginellales, Selaginellaceae. The transcript is spliced from 2 exons. Gene Ontology annotation, molecular function: protein binding. Bases 70 to 2577 code for a protein of 835 amino acids.